AUGGCGAUUGCCGCCAUGUUGUCCUUCGUCUUCAUCGUCGCGCUGCUGGCAGCCGCCGCCCCCCACCCCCUCAGGGAGGCCGGCGCCCCCCUCCCCCCCGGUGAGUUCGUCGGGCUCAUUCCUCUUUGUUCGUCAUUCUUCUNCGAGGCGCUGCCCCCCUCCUCCCCCCUCUUCCGUGCCCGCGCCCUGACCGAGCUCCUCGCAUUCCUCACGUCUCUCCCGCGACCCCCUCUGCGGGGAUGGCUGGGAGACGCUCUGCCCCCGAUCAGAAUUGGUGUGGUGAACGACACGCUGCUGGUGGCGUGGCAGCGCCUCUCUCCUCCCGAGGCCUCACCCGACGCACUCUUCAGCAGCCCCGUGGACCCAAUACUGGCCACCCCGACUCCCUCCUCAUCCACAACCCCAACCCCUACUUCAGUCCCCACCUCCACGCGCCGCCGUCGCCAGGCUCCCGACCUCCCCGACAAGUUGAGCAGGACAGAGCGACUCCUGCAGGAGUUCUUAGCGCGGGUCAACAUCUCCGGGAGUCUUGCCUCGUCCAAAACAUCCGCCGCCCCCGCCAAGUCCGGCAGGGCUCCCGUCGCUGCCGACGAGCUUAACAGGGACUUCUCGACUUUCCUGACCGAGUACUUGGGGCGACAGAUGCGCCUGGAACACCCGCCCUCCUCCAUCCCUGAGGACCUCAACCCUCUCUCUGGAGCUCAGACAACCUCGCAAGAACCUGUUGCGAGUGAGGCUUCACUAGCUAGCGCGGGUCCAUAUAGAGAAGACGACUUUCUGGAGAACAAGGUUGGUGAUGUCAUCAAAAAUCACCGCGUCCGCCGUUCUGAAGAAGAUUCUGCAAUCUUGGAUGGCCUGGCUAAAGCGAGGAACUUGAGGCAAGUAAUGAAUGCCCUUAACGUAACCUCUGAGAGUACCACUUCUGAGGAUCAACCUUCACUUCAUGACACAGUGCCACUUCCGCCUCUCGGGGGUGACGCGGGGGAUGACGAGGGGCGUGAGGAAAAUCUCGGCAGAAUAGUGCGUAACGUCGUUGAGGAUUUCUUCAGCGCAGCCCGAAGUUUGCUGGCGAGAACGAGUGCGUUGUUGAUGAACGCCACUGAGCCGGGAACUCGCGAAUUUAUGGUAAAUAAUUUCGGCAACGAAACCACGAUGGCGGAUAUAAACGAAGGCAGUGGCGACGAUAAUGCGUCUGACGAAGACGAUAUAGCAGAGGAAGAAGAGGUGACAGACGCAUACAAGAGAACGAACGGCACUCUCUCGAGACGCAGAGGGUCCCCAGCUGUGUCCGAAGCUGCCGCAUUCCCCCCUGGGGUAUUGUCAAGUUACAACGGUUCUGCAGUACUCUUCAUCCCCUACCGUAAACUCUGGAGCCUUUCUGACAUGACCUCGCACUUCAUUGUGGAACCCUUCGAGAAGCUCAUGGAGGAUAUCAUGUACGAGUUUCCGAUGGUGGCUCUUUACGAACUCUUCUAUUCACACCAAUACUUCAACGAUCCUGACCUCGGCAUCACGGACUUAUUCACGGGGGAGUUCAUAACCAAGAUGAGGAAUGUGGUCAAUAUUCCAACCCUGCAGCUGCAGGAGAUACAAACCUUCUUGGUGACGUGGUUAGAGCAGCUGCCUGCAGAGCUCCUGGUGGGUGGUCACAACCUCAGUGGCCUGGUUGAGAACCUCAGGAUAUAUCUUGCAACCCAUUAUCCCUCUCUCUCGUGGCUCAAACCUGCUAGUGCAAUGGGGGUCCAAUUCAUCCCUUGAACCCUUUCUUCGCACGAUUACAAUUUGUAAGCUUAUACCCUUUGCAACUGUCGUAUACAAGUCUGAGCUUUUUGAAAUUUUUACUUCUUGGCCUAACCUUCUUAUAGUCAGGCCAAUUUUUCAACGUGCACAAAACAUUCCGCUUGCUAUACAACGUACUAUCGUUUAUGUGUACGUGUUGCUCUGUGAUGAAGUUAGCGUUGUAGCAUGCCUGUGGUGUAGUUACUUUUCAAGUUGACCGUUACAGAUGAAUAACGCUGAAAGUUGCAUCCGAAUUAGGCGAACUUUGCAAUUGUGCAGUAUCUAGCUUAGAUGUAAAGUUUUAAUUUUCGACUUUAAUAAAUUUCAACUCCCAA
Hyalella azteca is the source of this 2114-nucleotide messenger RNA. RefSeq lists its product as uncharacterized. The transcript has 3 exons. NCBI's taxonomy places the organism in Eukaryota, Metazoa, Arthropoda, Malacostraca, Amphipoda, Hyalellidae. The coding region runs from base 1 to 1758 and encodes 585 amino acids. The record is from RefSeq and is a predicted model, not a curated record.